Penicillium verrucosum is the source of this 1557-nucleotide messenger RNA. RefSeq names its product putative MFS transporter. Gene Ontology annotation, molecular function: transmembrane transporter activity. The coding region runs from base 1 to 1557 and encodes 518 amino acids. The record is from RefSeq and is a predicted model, not a curated record. Lineage: Eukaryota; Fungi; Ascomycota; Eurotiomycetes; Eurotiales; Aspergillaceae. The transcript is spliced from 10 exons. Gene Ontology annotation, biological process: transmembrane transport.
AUGGCGCCAGUCAUCGACACCUCAGUCGUUCCUGGCACCGUGACUCUAGUGGACGUGGAUCAUGUCCUGCAUACUCGGCACUUGGACCACGGAGACCGUGACAUCGUAUUGAUCCCUACCCCAUCAAAUGACCCAGAUGACCCCCUCAACUGGUCUCGAAGACGGAAACUUCUGUCAACUGCUUGUGUGAGCGUCUAUACGAUGUUCUCAGGCAUUGCCUGCUCCAUCGUUUACUCAGUGAUCAAACCGCUUCACGAACAGACGGGAUUGCCCAUCAGUACCUUGAACGAAGGAAGCGGCUACAUGUUCUUGUUAGCAGGUUGGGGCUUACUGUUUUGGCAGCCUUUCGCUAUGCAGUAUGGCAAGCGGCCGACGUACAUGCUGUCCUUGAUAGGAAUUUUGGGUAUGACGAUGUGGGGACCAUACACAAGCAGUAAAGGUCAAUGGCUUGCCCGAAACAUCGUCUUAGGUUUCUUCACAGCACCCGUGGAAGCGCUUCCUCAGAUCUCCGUCACGGACGUGUACUUCACCCACGAGCGAGGUACCUACAUGGGACUUUAUGCAUUCUUCUUGGCAGGAAGUAACUACUUUGCACCCGUCAUCUGUGGCUUCAUCGCCCAGUACCAGGGUUGGCGGUGGGUAUUCUACUGGCCGAGCAUCUUCCUCGGCUGUGCAAUUAUCUUCCUCUUCUUUUUCUGCGAGGAAACAAACUACAUUCGAGCGCAGCCCGACGAGCCUAGCGUUAUCUUAACCACAGAAUUCCCAAGACUCAGCUCGGACGGCGAAACAGAGAAACCCACCGCUGUUGACAUGGAAGCUGCUACUGGGGUUAGCAUCAGGUCGGGCCACACCAAGAAGUCGUAUGUGACGAAACUGGCGCUCUGGGGACCGAGCCAGGAGCAGAACACCUUGCUCCGGCGACUCUGGCACUGUAUUUACUUCCUCUCGUGGCCCGUUGUCUUCUAUGCUGGCUUCUCUUACGGAUCCUACCUGGUGUACUUCAACAUCCUGAAUGGAACUGCCUCUAUUAUUCUUAGCGGCGAGCCCUACCACUUUGGAUCUUCCAUGGUCGGUCUGAGUUACCUAGGGCCCAUCAUCGGUGUGAUACUGGCAUCCUUCUUCACUGGCCGAUUCAGCGACUGGCUCACUAUCAAACUCGCCCGCCGAAACCAUGGCGUUAUGGAGGCAGAGCACCGUCUCUGGCCCUUCCUCGCUUGUGUGUUGCUUGUGCCUGGUUCCCUUAUUCUUUGGGGCGCCUGUGGCGUCACGCUUAGUGUCAAUUACUUUAUCGACAGCUACCGAGAGCUGAGUGGUAUUGCGAUGGCCAGUGUGAUUAUGGUUCGGAAUACCAUGUCUUUUGCAAUUGGAUAUGGUAUUACGCCUUGGAUCAAUAACAUGGGGUACCAGAACUGUUUCAUCUCUGCUGCCUUUAUUGGCAUGGCAUGCGCUUCAGUCUUCUUCGUUAUGAUUCUGUUUGGAAAGACAUUCCGCGAACGUUCUCGCGAGCAGUACUGGAAGCUUGUUCAGGAGAACUGGGAGAAGGGCAUGUGCAAUUAG